Molecule: messenger RNA, 653 nt
Organism: Botrytis fragariae
Lineage: Eukaryota; Fungi; Ascomycota; Leotiomycetes; Helotiales; Sclerotiniaceae
Product: putative ribosomal protein s17 protein
Exons: 5
Coding region: 1-642 (213 amino acids)
Source: RefSeq, a predicted model, not a curated record
AUGAAAUCCAAAAAUCUAGCAAGUUUCAGCGUCAGUCUGACUUUGAGCUUGAUGAUGGUGUUGGGAGAUGUGUGUGCGGAUGAGAUGGGGAGUGUAGAUGCAAAUGUGAAUGUGGAUGCGAGUUUGGAGGGAGAGUUUGCGAGGGAGUUUAAAGGGGUGUGGGGGAGGGCGUUGAGUAAUUUGCAGAUCUUCACGGGUUCUUUGGGUGAUGUAUCGGCGGAUCCGAUAACUAAUUCCGGGGAUCAUGCGAGACCUUAUAUGGUUGCGGGGGAUACUUUUCCAGCAUUCGCAGACGCUUACUCUCGCUCCUGCGCCAAUCAAAACAACAAAUGCGCUGACGCAGCCAACAAUCCUGCAAAAGCAGCUGCAGAUUUAAGUGUGGAGGGUUGUCAAACUCAGGAGUGUAUGUUUAUCCCUUCUAAUUCUUCUUCUUCUUCCUCUUCUUCUUCAAAACAUACAUCAUCGCAUUUGGUGAAGAGACAAGCGAAUUCUUCUCAUGGGAUUUGGGUGGGUAGGUUGUUUGGGGUUUUGAGGGGAGUGGUGUUGUUUUUUCUGGGGAGCUUUGGCAUCGUGCUUAGCAGCGGGAGCAACGGCUACGCAGACGAACUUUCAGGUGCUAACGAGUUCGAAUGCGGAGUUUGAUUUUAUUUGUG